Moesziomyces aphidis is the source of this 7413-nucleotide messenger RNA. NCBI's taxonomy places the organism in Eukaryota, Fungi, Basidiomycota, Ustilaginomycetes, Ustilaginales, Ustilaginaceae. The record is from the annotation of a GenBank genome assembly.
AUGAGCCCGCUCUUUGUGGUCCGCAUCGUGGCCUUCUGGAUAACAGCCGAAGUCGCCGCGCAAACAUGCAAAGACCGCGCGGUCGACGGCAGCGUACUGUUGGUCCACGGCCAAUUUCUCCAUGACGCCUCGCUGGCAGGGUUCGAAAUGCACAAGCAGCAACGGAAAACGCUCCUGAAGAGGCAAACGCUACCAGAGCAGCUUCUUCUGAAGCAGCGAACCAGGCGAAGAGCGACGCAAUCUCUGCACGGCGGCGAUCAACGCCCUCUCGGUACGGAUGCGCACAGCGGUGCUUUGCUCGACGCUUCGCAUCGGGUCCGCGCGUUGUCACGAAGCCGGACCUUGGCAUCGCACAAGCUUCAACAUGUCGCGCUCGAUCCAGACGGUUCCGAUGAUGGCCGUGGUGAGCUUCCUGAAUGUUUCUGCGUCGUCGUGCUGGUCGGCCAGUUUUUGGAACUGCGACUACGAAGCGCGUCCGACCCACUGCGAGGCCUCGGCCAAACCACGCGUAAAGCCUGUGCCCAGCAGACGCACUACGCCCGGCUCGAUUCGGCGCAGCAGGAUCUCAUCCCGGCAAGACAGGGCCACCAUCGGCUCGGAACGCUGCACCCGCCCGUUGUACCCACCAAGCAGGGCAACGCACGAGACCCGAGAUAUGACGCACUGAACUUACUCGAGGCGGCAUUUGCACGGUUGCUGCGUCCCAGCAUGAGCCGACACAGUCGAGCGCAGCACGACGAGCUCCAUAUUCCCGAGGACAGGGCGCUGGUCAGGACAGGUUGGAUGCAGUCUGCUCUGCAAAGCCUAUCGUCGAGGCGCUGGCAGUACGCCAAGCACCACGGAAGGCCGCCCGUCAAGCGUGACGAUGAAGUUAUGCGUCGGCCCGCCGUCGUGCUGCUGUUUCUGCCAACACCAGCUUGGGAGCAAGUGUCGAGGCUCGAAGCUAGUGCCAGCGUCAGGCUUCCACGGCUGCACGCAGAAGGCCAAAGCACAUCGCGAUCGCAGAUUUUCCCGCCGCACCGCGGCACAGCAGCUGUGACGCUCGCUCGAGGGAUGGACAGGAGCAGCAGCGAUCGGCGUGCCGGGCGUGCCGCGCGAGUCCAAAGUUUUCGAGGCUCGGCUCUUGCGGCCUGGGGUGCCAAGCUCAACGCUUCAAGUUUGUUCGAAAUCUCCGCGUCGGCCUUUGCGUCACACCCACAACCGCGGAUCGCCAGCCGUGCCUCACCUUGCCGCCUCGAAGAUUUGCGCGGCCCAGCGAGUUGGCGGAGUGCCUUGGCCGAUGCAAACCCAACCCCUGAGCUUGGUUUCGCAUCGAUUUUCUACGCCCUGGAAGCAGUCCAUGAAUUGCCCAAGGCAAGUAGGGGGAAGGCGCUAGGUGCGCACGUUGCUUGCGAAGCUGGGAUUGCUGGGAUGCGCUUGGGGGCAGAGGAGGGCGGCGGCGCGCGUGCUGUAGCCGUCCUCUGGCAUGCGAAGCCGACGCCCGACCAGCUCGGCCCUCGAGCAGCAACGUCCGAUGCACUGGCGCACUGCCUCGGCCUCCAACUCUCUCUCGCUCCGUCUCCAGUGCCUGCUGCUGCGCCUCGCUCCGCGCCUCCUCCGAACCGCCUUGGCAGCGAACCGCCCUCUGCUGUUGCCAGCGCUCACCGACCGAGCCUCAUCCUGCACACCGCAGCCAGCCGCCAGCCAAGCAGCGAUAUCGAUUCCUUCCCCUCCCUAACCCCGACAGGUCGAUUCGAGGCAGGCGACAUCCAAACGAGACGACAAGUGCUCGACUGCAUCCUAUCCAUCGUUGCCGUCAACACCGCUUCCUCUCGCUUGUUCCUCUUCAUCUGCCUGGCGCUUCGACAUCCAACGACAGUCCGAUCGACAUCCGCUUGCGGGCCUCGUGUUUUUACGUCGAACGACUACAGCGAAGCAACCCGCUUGUAUACAGGCUGCAUCGUCUCAUCCAACUCAUCUCUUUCGGUCUCUCGUCUGCACGAUCAACGCCCACGUUCUCGCCAGCACAAGCACUCGACAGCGGCGCUUUCGCCACCACUCCCUUCGCCCGGCAUGUCGUCCAAUCACGGCGCCGGUGGCAUUCCACCCCACCAUCAGCAGCCGCCCAUGAACCCUUUCGCCGGCGCUGCCUUCCACGAGGACCAGGGCAGCGAGUCCGGCUUCUUCCCCACCGAGCGUAGAGACACAUACGCCUCGGAACGAUCCGAUGGCGAACUCAUCCCCGGUCACGGCUACGACGCCGAUUCGUACGAGGGCGGCGCUUACAAGGACAGCUAUGCCUACUCUGCUGAAUCCGCUUCGCGUGGCUACACGCCCGGUCCCGGCAGCCAGUUCGGCCAGGGCUCCUACGCCCCCUCGGGCAUCUCAAGCCCGCAUCCCGACGCUGGCGCCGGCGGAUACCGUCAGCGCGAGCCCUACCCGGCUUGGACCGCAGAGCACAACAUCCCGCUCUCCAAAGAGGAGAUCGAGGACAUCUUCAUCGACCUCGCCAACAAGUUCGGCUUCCAGCGCGACAACAUGCGCAACAUGUACGACCACAUCAUGAUCAUGCUCGACUCGCGCUCCAGUCGCAUGACGCCCCAGCAGGCGCUCAUGACGCUCCACGCCGACUACAUCGGUGGCGAGCACGCAAACUACCGCAAGUGGUACUUUGCCGCACAGCUCGACCUCGACGACGCCAUCGGCAAGGUGCAGAACCCCGGCCUCGCCCGCGCCGCCAGCAUGGCCAACCGCGGCCGCAACGCAGGCAGCGCCGCCGCCAAGCUCCAGACGGCUAGCGCCAAGUCGCUCCAAUCCGCCUCGGCCCGAUGGCGCGACGCCAUGCUCAAGAUGAGCGACUACGACCGUCUGCGCCAGGUCGCGCUCUACCUCCUCUGCUGGGGCGAAGGUGGCCAGGUGCGAUUCGUGCCCGAGUGUCUCUGCUUCAUCUUCAAGUGCGCCGACGACUACUACCGCUCGCCAGAGUGCCAGAACCGCAUGGAGCCCGUGCCCGAGGGCCUCUACCUCCGCGCCGUCGUCAAGCCGCUCUACCGCUUCCUCCGCGACCAGGUCUUCGAGGUCGUCGACGGCAAGUUCGUCAAGAAGGAGAAGGACCACGACAAGAUCAUCGGAUACGACGACGUCAAUCAGCUCUUCUGGUACCCCGAGGGCAUCGGCAGGAUCAUCCUCAACGACAAGACGCGUCUCGUCGACGUGCCUCCGAGCCAGCGCUUCAUGAAGUUUGACAAGAUCGACUGGCCUCGCGUCUUCUUCAAAACUUACAAGGAGAAGCGAUCGUUCUUCCACCUGCUCGUCAACUUCAACCGAAUCUGGAUCCUGCAUAUCUCGGUCUUCUUCUACUACACGGCCUACAACGCGCCCAAAAUCUACGCCCGCUCGCGAAACCCCACCACCGCCGAGUCGCUCUCGGCCGCUGGUCUCGGUGGUGCCGUGUCGUCGCUCAUCAUGAUUGCUGCCACCAUGGCCGAGUUCUCGUACAUCCCCACCACGUGGAACAACACGAGCCACCUCAUGCGCCGCAUGAUCUUCCUCGCCAUCUGUCUCGCCGUCACCGUCGCUCCUGCCGUCUACGUCUUUGGCUUCAACAACAAGGGCAACAUCGCCAACAUCAUCGCCAUCGUCCACCUCGCCUUGGCCGGAUGCAUCACCGCGCUCUUCUCCAUCAUCCCCUCGGGCCGCAUGUUUGGCGACCGCGUGGCGGGCAAGGCUCGCAAGUACCUGGCCAACCAGACCUUCACCGCCUCGUACGCGCCUCUGGUCAAGAGCCACCGCGCCAUCUCGAUCCUGCUCUGGGCGCUCGUGUUCGGAUGCAAGCUCACCGAGUCGUACUUCUUCCUCACCCUCUCCUUCCGUGAUCCUCUGGCCGUCAUGAUCACCAUGAAGGUGCAGGGAUGCAGCGACAAGUACUUCGGCACCGCGCUCUGCUCCAACCAGCCGGCGUUUGCGUUGACCUUCAUGACCAUCAUGGAUCUCAGUCUCUUCUUCCUCGACACCUUCCUGUGGUACGUCAUCUGGAACACCGUCUUCUCCAUCGGCUGGUCCUUCCACAUGGGUCUCUCCAUCUGGACCCCCUGGUCCGACAUCUUCCAGCGUCUGCCCAAGCGCAUCUACGCCAAGCUGCUCGCCACCGCCGACAUGGAGAUCAAGUACAAGCCCAAGGUGCUCGUCUCGCAGGUGUGGAACGCCAUCAUCAUCUCGAUGUACCGCGAGCAUCUGCUCUCCAUCGACCACGUUCAGAAGCUGCUCUACCACCAGGUGCCCGCCGGCGAGAACGGCAAGCGCACGCUCCGCGCCCCGACCUUCUUCAUCAGCCAGACCGACAAGGGAAUCAAGCCCGAGUUCUUCCCCAAGGGCUCCGAGGCCGAGCGCAGGAUCAGCUUCUUUGCCCAGUCGCUCACCACCGCGCUUCCCGAGCCGCUGCCCAUCGACGCCAUGCCCACCUUCACCGUCCUCGUGCCCCACUACUCCGAGAAGAUCCUGCUUUCGCUCCGCGAGAUCAUUCGCGAGGAGGACCAGAACACGCGUGUGACGCUGCUCGAAUAUCUCAAGCAGCUCCACCCCGUCGAAUGGGACAACUUCGUCAAGGACACCAAGAUCCUCGCCGAAGAGUCGCAGGGCUUCGGCGGCAACUCGCCCUUCGGCGGCGACAGCGACGAGAAGUCGGGUACCAAGAACUCGGCCAAGGCGGACGACCUUCCCUUCUACUGCAUCGGUUUCAAGUCGGCCGCGCCCGAGUAUACGCUGCGAACCCGUAUCUGGUCGUCGCUGCGCGCUCAGACGCUCUACCGUACCGUGUCCGGUUUCAUGAACUACUCCAAGGCCAUCAAGCUCCUCUACCGUGUCGAGAACCCCGAGGUGGUGCAACUGUUCGGCGGCAACACCGAGAAGCUCGAGCGCGAACUCGAGCGCAUGUCGCGUCGCAAGUUCAAGUUUGUCAUCUCGAUGCAGCGCUACUCCAAGUUCAACAAGGAGGAGCAGGAGAACGCCGAGUUCCUGCUGCGUGCCUACCCCGACCUGCAGAUCGCCUACCUCGACGAGGAGGCGCCCCGCAAGGAAGGUGGCGAGUCGCGCUGGUUCUCGGCCCUCGUCGACGGUCACUCGGAGAUCCUGCCCAGCGGAAAGCGUCGCCCGAAGUUCCGCGUCGAGCUGCCCGGUAACCCGAUUCUCGGUGACGGCAAGUCGGACAACCAGAACCACGCCAUCAUCUUCAACCGCGGCGAGUACGUCCAGCUGAUCGAUGCCAACCAGGACAACUACCUCGAGGAGUGCCUCAAGGUUCGCAGCGUCCUCGGCGAGUUUGAGUCCUUCAACGUCUCCAACCAGAACCCGUACGGAUCCGGCCACCAGGAGUUCGCCAAGGCGCCCGUUGCGAUUCUCGGUGCGCGUGAGUACAUUUUCUCGGAGAACAUCGGUAUCCUCGGUGACGUCGCCGCCGGUAAGGAGCAGACGUUCGGUACCAUGGCCGGUCGUGGUCUUGCACAGAUCGGUGGUAAGCUGCAUUACGGUCACCCCGAUUUCCUCAACACCAUCUUCAUGACCACGCGCGGUGGUGUGUCCAAGGCGCAGAAGGGUCUCCACCUCAACGAGGACAUCUACGCCGGCAUGACUGCCUUCGGUCGAGGAGGCCGCAUCAAGCACGUCGAGUACUACCAGUGUGGCAAGGGCCGUGACCUGGGUUUCGGCACGAUCCUCAACUUCACCACCAAGCUCGGCAACGGAAUGGGUGAGCAGAUGCUGUCGCGCGAGUACUACUACCUCGGCACGCAGCUGCCCGUCGACCGCUUCCUCACGUUCUACUACGGCCAUCCCGGAUUCCACAUCAACAACAUCCUCGUCAUCCUCUCGGUGCAGCUCUUCAUGUUCACCAUGGUCUUCAUCGGCACGCUCAACUCGCAGCUGCGCGUGUGCGCCACGACCAACAGCGAGUACAUUGUCGGCACCGGCGGCUGCUACUACCUCAACCCGGUCUUCCUCUGGAUCAAGCGUACCAUCAUCAGCAUCUUCCUCGUCUUCAUGAUCGCCUUCCUGCCGCUCUUCCUGCAGGAGCUCUCGGAGCGCGGCGCCGUCUCGGCCUUUGUCCGUCUGGCCAAGCACUUCAUGAGUCUCAGUCCGAUCUUCGAGGUCUUCUCCACCAUGACCUACUCGCACUCGAUCAUCUCCAACUUGACGUUCGGCGGUGCGCGAUACAUUGCCACCGGCCGAGGUUUCGCCACGACGCGUCAGAGCUUCGCGCUGCUGUACAGCCGAUUCGCCGGUCCUUCGAUCUACUCGGGCAUGCGUCUGCUGCUCUUGCUGCUCUACAUUACGCUCACGCUCUGGAUUCCGCACCUGAUCUACUUCUGGAUCAGCAUCCUGGCGCUCUGCAUCGCUCCCUUCCUCUUCAACCCGCACCAGUUCUCGGCCUCGGACUUCAUCAUCGACUACCGCGAGUUCCUGCGCUGGAUGUCGCGCGGCAACAGCCGCAGCCACGCCAACUCGUGGAUCGGCUACUGCCGUCUGAGCCGAACCAAGGUGACGGGUUACAAGAAGAAGCGUCUCGGUCACCCGAGCGAGAAGCUGGCGGGCGACGUGCCUCGUGCCGGCUGGAGGACGAUCCUCUUCGCCGAGGUCAUCUUCCCCAUCUGCCUUGCCGUCAUCUUUGUGGUCGCCUACGCCUUCGUCAAGAGUUUCCACCAGACCGGAGACCCGCCUCAGGGUGCGAUUGUGCGCAUCGCCAUCAUUGCGCUCGGCCCGAUCGUGUGGAACGCCGCGAUCCUACUGGUGCUCUUCCUGAUCAGCAUGUUCCUCGGCCCGGCGCUCAACAACUGCUGCGCCAAGUUCGGCUCCAUCAUGGCUUCGAUCGCCCACGUGCUUGCCGUCAUCGGCGUCAUCGCCGCCUUCGAGUUCCUCUGGUUCCUCGAGCUGUGGAACGCCUCGCACGCCGUGCUCGGCAUCAUCGCCGUCAUCGCGAUCCAGCGUGCCAUCUUCAAGAUCCUCAUCGCGCUCGUGCUCUCGCGUGAGCUCAAGCACGACGAGACGAACCGCGCCUGGUGGACGGGCCGCUGGUACGGACGCGGCCUCGGCGGCCACGCCUUCAGCCAGCCGGCACGUGAGUUUGUGGUCAAGAUCAUCGAGAUGUCGCUCUUCUCGGCGGACUUCAUCACGGCGCACAUCCUGCUAUUCGGCCUGUCGCUGCCGUGCCUGAUCCCGUACUUUGACAAGCUGCACUCGACGGCGCUCUUCUGGCUGCGACCGUCGAAGCAGAUCCACGCGCCCAUCUUCUCGCUGCGCCAGCGCAAGCAGCGCAGGUCGAUCGUGUGGAGGUAUCUGGUGCUCUUCGUGUUUGCGUAUGCGGUCUUCCUGGCGCUGAUCGUGCUUCCUGCGAUCUUCUCGUCGACGAUCGACCUGAACUGCUCGUUCUGCAAGUCGCUCUGA